Molecule: messenger RNA, 1465 nt
Organism: Zootoca vivipara (common lizard)
Lineage: Eukaryota; Metazoa; Chordata; Lepidosauria; Squamata; Lacertidae
Gene: TIMM29
Product: translocase of inner mitochondrial membrane 29
Biological process (GO): protein insertion into mitochondrial inner membrane
Cellular component (GO): TIM22 mitochondrial import inner membrane insertion complex
Source: RefSeq, a predicted model, not a curated record
CGGUCUCCGCUGGGCUGGUCCGUCGCGCUUUAGCGUCCGGCUUCGCGGUCCUUUCAGAAAAGGCCGGCGAUGGCGGAUCCUCCGAGCCCGGAGAAGAGGCGCCUUUGGGGGCGGUUCCGCACCGGCCGCAUAGCUUCGUGGUGCAAGAGCCUCCUGCACGACUAUGCCGAAGCCUGCAAAGAGGUUGUUCUGGGUGUCAGGCAGCGGCCGGGGAAAGCUGGGCUCUACCUCUCGCUGCUGGCCGGAGCAGUGGGCUGCAGCCUCCACAGCCCCUGUGAGUCUUCCUUCGAGGCCAGCCUCCUGGAAGCCUCGGGCACCCUCCUCCUGCUCUCGCCCUGGACCCGCAGCAGCAGCUCGGAAGGUCAUGUACAGCGGCUGACGAAGCUGAGGAACCGAGGCCAGCUGCGCUUCCAGAGCCUGCUCUUCUUCGCCCUCAUGUACGAGGCUCCUUUUGAUGCAGGAGCAGAUCUCUACCAGGUGCACUGCAAGUACCUGAAGCCACGCUGGAUGGAGGUUCCCAGCCAAGUCCUCGAUGUGGGCUUCUGGGGGCGCUGGUGGGUUCUGCACUCCAAAAUGCGGGAUCCGGACAUUAAUGAGGAGGAAUUUCAACACCUGCCAGAGCAUCUCAGGACAAUUUCUUUCCAUAACCUCCAUUCGGAAGCCAACGAGAAACUUUUUGAUGAGAAAUACAAGCCUGUUGUCCUGACAGAGGAGCAGAUCCAGCAAACAGAAAGGGAGAGUCAUGGAAAUCGACAUCAUUGAUGUGCCUUGGUGGCUGUAGUUUAUCAUCUCCCUUUGGAGAUGGUGGAACAAAGAAAAAGAUCCGUUAGGAACAUGGUCUGUUUUCUUCUAGGAUCCUGAUUUUCACUGUAUUGUUCAUGUAGACUCAGGCAGGUAUGGUGAAUAAAUGAGUAAAAAAAGAAGAAGCACCCAUUCUCUUGAAUUUUUCUUUGAUUCCCUCUCCCUUUCAGUUCUUCACAUUUAAAUUCUCAGGAGCUGUACCUCCACAGGAGCUCUGUCCAAAGCUUAUUCUGAAGAUGUACAGUAUAGGGUUUGUUAUUCUCUUGACUUUUCUCCAAGCCUUCCCUUUCCUACAGUAUAUGCACUUGAAUAAUUAUUUUGUGAUACUGUUAGUGAGAAGCUGGGAGAUCUUCAGUUAUUAUAGUGCUGCCUAGCUUAAUAUUUUGUGGAAAUCUUCCAUCUGAGGUGAAAAAUAGUUCCUAGCAUCUUCCCAUGUGUGUCUGUUCAGAGGUAAGCCCCACUGAGUUCAUUAGGGUUUACUGUUAAGUACCUUUGUAUACUCGGGUGGCACUGUGGUCUAAACCACAGAGCCUAGGGCUUGCCGAUCGGAAGGUCCUUGAUUCGAAUCCCCGCCCUGCUCCUGCCAACCUAGCAGUUCGAAAGCACGUCAAAGUGCAAGUAGAUAAAUAGGUACCGCUCCGGCGUGAAGGUAAACGGCGUUUCC